GCGUCAUAACGUCACGGGCCGUGCACACACAAGAGCACAAGUAACGCACCAUCGCCGAAGCGAGGUGGCAUGAUGCGAAGGAAUUUGGAUCGUGCGAACUUUGUACAAAUAGUCACAGAGUGGACGCGCGAUGCGUUGUACGUCCCACGGCCAGAGAUAACGCCGAUGUAGUGUCGAGCCCGUGAAUAUAUCAGUUAACAAUCGCGCGCGCGCUGGGAUCAUACACCACCACCGUCGUCGUUAUCGUUUGAUUUCUCCUUUCGUGGGGCGCGAGAGAAACCGCCGCGCGCUGCUGUGACCCGAAAACGGAGUCACCUUGUAGUUUUGAUUUGUUUUUUUUUUUUUUUUUUCGGAAGUCGGAAGAACGACGAUUCUAUUUCUUCCCUCCAUCAUAAGCAAGGCCUCGCACGUUCGCCUUCUUCGUUCAGCGCGCACAGAAAGGACACAGAAGUGGAAACGGUGAACGGUCGAGCGAAGUGACGCUCGGCUAGCAAAGGUGAGCCACACACUGGGGAUCCCUUUAUUUCGUGACAGCGAUCCAAGCACAAAGGGAUGCCAUCAAAAUGGGCUUGGAUAAUUUUUAAUCUCAUGAUUUGCGCGACCGCGUCGCUGGAAAAUGACUCAGUCAAGGCUUUCUUGGAUUUAACUGAGUUCGAUUACGAGGAUACUUGUUCGAAUACGGCUGAAGCCGAAUGGUCGUUCAUUAAUUCUCCGUCCAAUGAAACGCUGUCCAUAUGGGAAGAGAAAUUAAUUAGUUUUGCUACUUUCAAGAGUAUACAAAGAAACGAAGUUAUUAAUAUUUCCAGGAAUGUUAUAGGUGAUCCAUCUUUACAGUACAAGUAUGAGAUUGCUGAGAAAGCAGGUGAUGCUCUACUGAAGAGCGACGAUUUUAAAACACUUGUCCACUUUGCUGCGACAACAGAGUUUCAAAGAUUAUCUAUUGUGCAUAGAGGAGUCUUAAAUAACCACACACGUAAAGAUGUGGAACGUGUAUUGGCUCUUAACAACAAUGUUGAGAAGAAGAACAAUGUUUGGACAGCUUGGCAUAAAGAAUUAGUUCCACUAGCUACAAAUUUCUCAAUUGUCCUCCCACUUGUUGAAGAAGCUGCCAAAGAAAAUGAUGCCAAAGAUGUUACACAAUACUGGGAAUUAUUAAGUGGAUACACAGAUGGUUAUGAAAAAGUCAAAUACGAAUGGAGUAAAAUUACUAAUCUUCACAAAAAAGUAUUGAAAUAUGUAAUGAACAACUUGUCUCGCAAAUACAAUAUUGAUAUGAAUGAAACAAUCCCAGCUUAUUUACUUGGAUCACUACAAGGAAGUGAUUGGACUCCUCUAUCGGUAGACACAUCACCUUAUCCAGACUUAAUGUAUAACAUAAAAAAGAAUCUUUGGAGAAGGAAACUCUUGGGAAGGUCGUUGUAUAAAACUGCCUCGGUUAUGGGCACACAGUUGUUACACCAAGUUCCAGAAGCUGAUUUUUGGAAUAAAAGCAAUUUCAAUCAGCAGUGUCCAUCUAAAAUAAUUAAUUUCUGCGACGAUGGUAUUAUGAGAGUAUCUACUUGUUAUGAACCCACAUUGAGCAACUUUCUCUCUGCCCAUAAAAAUGUAGGAAUUGUAUUCAAUCAAAUGACUUUGGAGGCUAAUCCAGUACUUAAUAUAGCUAAUCGUUAUUCUGCCUUGGAAGAUGGUGUAUCGGAACUAUUUAGCAUUCUGGCAGCCAGUCCUGCUUGGUUAAACUACACCCGUGUUACGGAUAAUUCUACUGAUAAUCAACAACAUUUAAUGGUGUCGCUAAUGAUUACCGCGUUGAACGUAUUACCCCGACUGGCUUAUUAUAUGUCUGCAGACAUGUGGAGAAUUAAUGCUAUUGAAACAGGCAGUACAAAGACCGAGGAUUUAAUAUCAUCUUGGUGGAAAUACAGGCAAGAAUACGAAGGUAUUGAUGCUAACGGCACUGAAAUUCCCACGUUUUUAAAUGACGAUUACAUCACCAGUAAUAAACCGUACCUUCCUAAAUUAACUGGCACACUUCUCGCCUUCCAAUUCUACCAACAUCUAAUGGAGUCCACGGAAGUCAGAUACGACUCAAUAAUAGGAAAACAAAUGAAGGCUGAAUUCAUAAAGAUGAUACAACAUGGAGGUGCCGACGAUUGGUCAAGAGUAAUCAACAAGUACCUAGAAAUAGAUGAAAUCACCUCUGAUCCACUUCUGUCGUUCUUCGCUCCUCUAGAAGAUUACGUAGACGAACUAGAAGAAGAUUUUCCAUACAAGGCAGUCAUUGCCAAGGAAUCAGAGCUCGAAGAAUUAGAGAAGAAGAUCUUUGAAGAAGUUAAUGCUCCUACAACGAUCACAGUAACCACCACAUCAACUACCACUCCAAAAAGUGUAGUUAGCCGACAGAAAGUGACUAUCAAGAUGCCUGAAAAUAAACAAAAUAACGGAAGGAGUGACAUGAACGCCGUAUCCGGUAGCACUAAGAACCUAGAGUCUAAAUCGUCCGUACACGUGGCAGAGGAAAAACCAGAUACCCAUAAAGUGUUAGCGCCAGAAUCGUCAACUAAAGUUCCUCCUGUUGAGUCAUUAUACGAUAACGAUGACGCUGAACAAGACCAGAAACCAAAGAUAAGUACUAGUAAAGCAGUUUGGGCGGUAGGAGCGGUGCUCCUUGCGACAAUAGUGAUUUGUAUAAUAGCGAUCUUCGGCCGGCAAAGAUGUCGUAAAACGCCAAAAAAUAGACGAUACGUAUAACAGUGUAUACCACCACACCCAACCAUCGAGGAAGUAUAUUUAUUCUUGCAUUUAGGUCGUAAGGAUUUCUACCCCCGAAUACGUUAUUAAUUGUCACAAAAGCCCAUUGUCAACAUAGAAAGACAUUUACUAAUUCGCAAUAUUAGAUAUUGUGUACAUUCCUUACGUUGCUCGUUGGAAAAACCAAACUAUGGAGGCUAUUUUCUCAUCAAAGUUUGUCUGACGAGCAGUACACGAAUGUCAAUGAAGAGAAUUAGAUGUUGAAUACAAGAGACAUGGAAAGUAUUAAUCAUUUGUUAUUUUUUUCUCAUUGAGGAAAAGUUAUUCAACUUAA
Messenger RNA from Dufourea novaeangliae, 3082 nucleotides. Its product is annotated as angiotensin-converting enzyme-like. Gene Ontology annotation, molecular function: peptidyl-dipeptidase activity; metallopeptidase activity. The coding region runs from base 553 to 2748 and encodes 731 amino acids. Gene Ontology annotation, biological process: proteolysis. The transcript has 13 exons. Gene Ontology annotation, cellular component: plasma membrane. Lineage: Eukaryota; Metazoa; Arthropoda; Insecta; Hymenoptera; Halictidae. The record is from RefSeq and is a predicted model, not a curated record.